CCCCAUUACGAAAUUUUCUAUAAAAGCUUAAUACUAAUUAAUUCUUUUUUAUUUUUUCUUCUCUUUAUUUGAUUUUCCCUUUCCUUUUUCUUUAUACUUGUCUUUCUCUUUAACUGUGCUGGCUCACAUUAAAACCCAUUACAUAAAAAACAAUAUCAUGAUGAACCUCAAUUUACAUAAAGCUUACCCCACCAAUGUGACUAGAAGAAGAACACACCUUAAACCCAGUCAGGUUGCUGUACUUCAAGAGUCAUUUGUAACAAAUACUUUACCCGAUGCCAGUAUGCGAGCUCAAUUGGCACAGGAUUUAGGUGUGACAGAAAGAACCGUUCAGAUCUGGUUUCAGAACAGAAGAGCCAAGGCUCGUAAAUUGGAAGCUGCAGGCGGUUUACCUUCCUUAGUACCUAAUGUCAGAACUGGAUGGAUUGAUAUGCCUCAAAUUAAUCAACCUCCUCAAGCUACCUUUCGUUCUUAUAUCACGCCCGAAUGUUACCAAAAUGAACCUUCUAUCAAACGUAGACCAAGAUCCUGUUCUAAACCAGAAAAGACCACCUCGUUUAUCGUUCCUACACCACCUCAACGCGCCAUGUCGGAAGGCAUGGGCCGAAUCAAUGAAACAAAGGCAGAAAAAUUAGUGUCUUUCCCUGUAAAUACCAUCCGCAUUGGCUCUUGGGCUAGAUUUGCCAGUCAAAUUAACAACGAAUGGGACCUUGUCUGCUUUAGUGAUCCCUCUACACGUCAGUUGAUCUGGCAAGUUCAAGAUGAUGGACAUCAAUUCCGUAUCGAAGUCGAUUACAGUUAUAUUAAGCAAAUCCGCUUAGGCCAACUUCAGUCUGACAUUGGACAGCUGGAGAUUGAUGUAGAGCCUAAAUCGAUGAUCUCCUUUUCUAUGCGACGCCAAGGAAUUGAUCAAGACUGGAUCCGAUGUGGCGAUUUCACGGAAAGUCAACAAGCGACAGAAGGAGGAUCGCAUAUGCUCCAAGGUUCCCAUGGCAAUCUGAGACAAUCGCUCCUGGAAUUGAUCUCGCAAGCUCCUGAUUUAGCUGGUAAAUUGGUGAUUAUCCCUGAUAAUAAUAACAAUGAUUUCCUUUGUCGAGAUCUUACGAUUUCGCCCUCGGCCACACCAGAACCCAUGCAUCAUUACUUGUCAAAUAACUUGUUUAUUGAAAAGCCAUGGAAUAACAAUUACUACACUCCUCCUUCCUUUGACCCUCAUUCCUCUUGGACAUAUCUCAACAUGUUGCAGCAGCAAGCAAAUAAUAAUGGAGUCAUGAACUCUUUUAUCUAGUUUUUCUUUCUUUUAGUACAAACCCCCCAAAAAAAUAUAUAUAUAAAUAAAUAAAUAAAAAAAAAAAAAAGUUUGUUUCUCCCCCCCACCCCCUUUUUACCCAGUAAC
Mucor mucedo is the source of this 1396-nucleotide messenger RNA. RefSeq lists its product as uncharacterized. Gene Ontology annotation, biological process: cell differentiation; regulation of transcription by RNA polymerase II. The record is from RefSeq and is a predicted model, not a curated record. Gene Ontology annotation, molecular function: RNA polymerase II cis-regulatory region sequence-specific DNA binding; DNA-binding transcription factor activity, RNA polymerase II-specific. Lineage: Eukaryota; Fungi; Mucoromycota; Mucoromycetes; Mucorales; Mucoraceae. The transcript has 2 exons. The coding region runs from base 158 to 1288 and encodes 376 amino acids.